UGCUUAGUUUAAGUAUUCAAAAUCUGACAUGACUUUCAAUGUAUUUCUUAAAUUUCGUGUGAGAAACGUUUUUGUUUAUAGUAUAACUUUCCACGAACUGCUUUUGUAUUGCGUAAAUCGAAACAUGUUCAGAUUGAUACCAUUUCAAUAUCGGCUUUGUGCUUUGGGAAAAUCAUAUGAUGUGAUUGCAGAUGCGUGCCGGAAUAAAAAUGAGUUAUUUAGCUUUCUGGAGUCUCGACAAUGGAGGGGUUUCAAUCGUAGCGUUGCAAAUUUCUUCAGCUGCGAUAUUUCCUUCUUUCAUAUUUACUAUUGGUACCUCCUGGUAUUUAGUCUAUAUGGAGCAAUGCACAGUCUUUAUAAUUUCGGGCGGUUAUUCUUCACCAAGGAAAUGAGUAGAACCUCUUUAUGGCACAACCAUCGAUUUUACGUUUUGCCGCCGUUUAUGAUCAGAAGACUAAGAAUUGUGAAGGCUUUUAUACAGAUUAAUUCUUGGGCAACAUUGUUGUAUGCUGCUUUAUAUGUAUCACCUCGUCACAUGUGUCCUUGGCUAUGGGUCCAUGUAUUUAUAUUUGUUUUAAAACUGGCAGCUUCAACCAUGAAUACCAUAUUGGGUCGCUUGAAAGGUCAACAAACACGGACCAUAAUUUAUCUGAUCGUAUAUGUGCUGAUUAUUUGGCUUGUCAAUCAGUCCAUGAAAGCAUUUACUAUAGCCCUAAAACAGGAGACUCCAGAAAAGCUAAUGCUCUAUUCGCAAAUCAUACACCCCAUUCUACGAUAUGGAAAUAGCAUUGCAAUAUAAUGAUAAAAGUGGUGUUUUCCCUUAUGUUUUUAUUUCAUUCACUCUAGUAACAUUAUUUUAUAAAUAA
This is a messenger RNA of Drosophila elegans, 866 nucleotides long. RefSeq lists its product as uncharacterized. Bases 29 to 799 code for a protein of 256 amino acids. NCBI's taxonomy places the organism in Eukaryota, Metazoa, Arthropoda, Insecta, Diptera, Drosophilidae. The transcript has 3 exons. The record is from RefSeq and is a predicted model, not a curated record.